Molecule: messenger RNA, 1232 nt
Organism: Juglans microcarpa x Juglans regia
Lineage: Eukaryota; Viridiplantae; Streptophyta; Magnoliopsida; Fagales; Juglandaceae
Product: F-box protein SKIP1-like
Exons: 2
Coding region: 52-987 (311 amino acids)
Biological process (GO): SCF-dependent proteasomal ubiquitin-dependent protein catabolic process
Cellular component (GO): SCF ubiquitin ligase complex
Molecular function (GO): protein binding
Source: RefSeq, a predicted model, not a curated record
AGACAAGCAACUAGCUAAGCGAGAGACACUUUCGAACCAACCACCCUCGAAAUGGACACCGAGGACGUAGGAGCAGAGACCGAUUCAGGAACCAGACCCGGGCCCGACUGGGCGGAAUUGACCCAUGAGUGUCUCGCCAACAUCCUCUCCCGGCUCACCCUGGAGCACCGAUGGCGCGGAACCAUGCUCGUCUGCAAGUCCUGGUUCCAAGCCUUCAAAGACCCUUGUCUCCACUCGUCUUUCGACCUUGAGCCCCACUUCGACUCGGCCGCCGAUUCGGCUCGCUGGUGGGCCCCCGAUUUCGAGAGGAAGAUGGAUUCCAUGCUCCAAUCCAUCGUCGUUUGGAGCGACGGAUCCCUCUCUGAGAUCCGCACCCGUCACUGCUCUGAUCCCUCUCUCUUAUUCGUCGCUGAAAGGUGCCCAAACCUUGAGGUUCUUUCAAUCAAGAGCUGUCCGAACGUUACUGAUAGAUCAAUGGCUAAUAUUGCUUUCCAUUGCACCAAGCUUAGGGAACUGGAUAUCAGCUACUGCUACGAGAUUUCUCAUGCAUCGUUGGUACGGAUUGGAAGCAAUUGCCCAAACCUUAAAGUUCUGAAGAGAAACCUUAUGAAUUGGUUGGAUCCUUCCCAACAUGUGGGAGUUGUCCCUGACGAGUAUCUAAAUGCAUGUCCACAAGAUGGGGACUCGGAAGCUGCCGCCAUUGGAAAAUCUUUGCCUUAUUUGGAGCAUCUUGAAAUUCAGUUCUCCAAGUUGUCUGGUAGGGGCCUUGCUUGGAUCUGUGAAGGGUGUCCAAACCUCAAGUACUUGGAUUUGUCUGGUUGUAUGAACUUGACUGGUCGGGAUAUCGCCAGUGCAUCAUUGGGUCUGAAGGAUGUGGAGAUUAAAAAGCCAAAUUUCUAUAUUCCAAGGUCAGUCUUUCACACAGAGAGGUAUGAUCAUUGGAGAUUGUAUGAUGAGAGGUUUCAAACAGAUGUUUUCCAAAUUUGAUCGGGCAGAAUUGUGAUUUGAUUGGUUUGCAGAAAGCAGCUUCUCCAUGCUGGUCUAUGGAGCUCUUGGCAAAGAUUAUGUAGUCUAAGUUACCAUUUAUGUCUAAUUAACUCAUGUCCGGUUGAUUUCGGUGGUGAUUGUUUUGUUCUGUUUAAUUUGUAAUGGAUUUGUGUAUCAAGGAUCAUACUUUCAUCUACUCCUGUAUGGUGAAUCCAUAUUUACCAAAGAUAUGCCUAUUAAAUUUC